CGUCAUUGCGUGCGGUUGUGCGUCGCUCCUGCUUUCCUUCGCUCACCCUUACAUUUUGUUGCUCCUUCUUCCUUAAGCUCGUCCCGUGAACCCUCUUGAGGAUUUGGUUGUGCCUCACACCUUUACCUGCGACAUCGUGUGUGUUACGUUCAGCAAUUCUGGCGUUAUUUUAAGUGUAACUCAUUUCUUCUGUUGCUCCUAAUAAAUUAUUAAAGCCUGUGUUAGGCUGGCGUGCGAUCGUCGCAGUCUCUGCCGUGACAUCCGUUAUUUCACGCACACCGCUCGCUUUGUUCUCGCGGCUUCGAUCUAUGAAUUGCUUUGGCUAUCAAUGUCGGAAAAAUUAAAUCGAAAUUCAUUAUAUCUGCCUUAAUUACUCCCAUAACUACUAAAUAAUUCACAUUAUUUAGUUGUUAUUUUCUUUAAUCUGACAAUUUCCUUAAUCUGUCGACUAGAAUCUCACACCUCUUGUAUUCAUUGAGUAUUAGCCAAAAAUAUCCAUCGUUGGCGUGCGCGUAUUUUUGGCGCAUCGCUGCGCAUGAAUCAGUCGCCGUUCGCGCCGGUCUACACCGUGCCGGGCGUCUCGUACUCCGCGCCCGCGUCCAGCGGCAACCGCGCGCGCGUCUUCGAACACAGCCUCGACGCCAGCACCUUCGCCAAGAUGUCCAUCGAACCGGCGGACGACCUCGGGCGCAAGACCCUCAACCCGAACACGUACGCGACGCGCAAGACCAUCGCGCAGGGCAUGCUCGACAUCGCCCUCCUGACAGCCAACGCCUCGCAGCUGCGAUACGUUCUCAACCUCGGCGACAAGCACGACAACUACCAGCUCAUGGUCGGCCUCAUCGUCACCUCGCUGGUCCUGCAGGUGCUGGUGGGUAUUUUGUUUCUGAUCAUUGGAGCUCUGAACAUCAACAAACUUGAUCAACAGUUCGCCGCAAACAUCCUUAACAACAUCAUAGGUGUCAUGCUAUUUACGAUCACGGUCGUCAACGUAGUCCUGAACGCUUUCGGCCUUAGUCAACCUCCUGUUCAAUAAUAACUAAGAGCUUUGUAAAACAAUAAUAUUAAGUUAAUGGUUGGUGAUUCUGCUUAAUCUACGUAUGAAGAUGUUAGUCUAGUAAGAAAUGAUUAGCUUAAGCUCUAAGAACCAGAUUAAGAUAACGUACCAACUUAAAUUUUCUAAAUGCACCAAAGAAUUCUUUUUAAAAUAUUUCGUUAAACAACGCAUGUUAGUUUCGUAUAAGAUUAAGCCUAAUGAAUAUUGACUAACUCGGCAACAUGUAAAUCGUGGAGAAAUUUGCCCAAACUGAGUAGACGCUCUUUGCAGCCAGCUUGCGCGUCUGUCUCCCAGUACUGUCCGGUUAAGUUAAAAGUGUUCGAAGAGUUAGUGUCUCCGGGUUAAGUAAGUUAAAAUGUUAAAAUUUCAGAUAACUGAAGAAUGAUUUCUAAUUUUACUUGAUAAUUCUUACAAUUUAGGUUAUUCAUGAUGGGUCUUUAAGCGUUUAAUGAAUGUAAACAUUUUAUAAUCAAAUUCUAAUUUAAGUUUGACAACCUUGAUAAAGAAUGUAAAUUUUAAAUUAUAUCUUCAAUAUAUUGAUAUUGAAAUAUUUUCAUAUGCUGAAGAAGUUCAAUACCAUGCUGAAUACUUCGUGAAGAGUGCUAGCCAAUCUUCAUAAAGAAUCUUUAUGAAGGGUGCUAGUCUAUAUAUGAACAUAAUUAAAAGACUUGCAUAACUAAACAUGCGGUGAAAAAGACAGCGAUAGAAAAUAAAAAUAAGUUAAGUCAAGUUAAAGUUAUAGCCUGAAGCAAGGUUUGGACGGUUCCGGCGCUAAUUUAUACAAACAAUAAGCAACAAUAAAACUGCCUGCAUAACUUGUGAUCGCCGCCUACUGCAAGUUUUUUUCAGAUAACGAUUUACUUUCUGCUGCGACUUGUGAACUGUUGCUUCAUUUUUGUGUCCAGGGUCAUCAGCAAUAAUAAAUUUGAAUAUUACA
Hyalella azteca is the source of this 1994-nucleotide messenger RNA. Its product is annotated as ninjurin-1. Bases 536 to 1036 code for a protein of 166 amino acids. Gene Ontology annotation, cellular component: membrane. The transcript has 3 exons. The record is from RefSeq and is a predicted model, not a curated record. NCBI's taxonomy places the organism in Eukaryota, Metazoa, Arthropoda, Malacostraca, Amphipoda, Hyalellidae. Gene Ontology annotation, biological process: tissue regeneration; cell adhesion.